AUGACGUCACUAAAACGACAACGCUGCGAGAUCAUGGAGGAUAGAAAGAAGAAGCGAUUCAGUGAGAAAGAAAUUGAACUGCUUGUUCAGGGUGUUAAGGAAAGAUCGGACAUCAUAAAUUCAAAAUUCAGUGAUGUAAUCAAUAACUCGAAGAAGAAGCAAGCGUGGUUCGAAGUGAUGGAGGCCGUCAACGCGGUAUCUUUCUCGACAAGAACGGUUGACGAAUUAAAAAAGAAAUGGGACGAUGUGAAGAGGGGGACAAAGAAGAGGGCAUCUGCCGUACACAAAGAGCGGUGUAAGACGGGGAGCGGGAAGUUAGAUAUUAUGCCGCUUAGUGCAAUGGUAGAGGACAUUGUGUCAGUAAUGGGAGAGGAGCGAAUCUUCGGAUUCAGCUUCUAUGUCGACACAAUGAUUCCCCUUGUAAGUUAA
Messenger RNA from Magallana angulata, 429 nucleotides. Its product is annotated as nuclear apoptosis-inducing factor 1-like. NCBI's taxonomy places the organism in Eukaryota, Metazoa, Mollusca, Bivalvia, Ostreida, Ostreidae. Gene Ontology annotation, cellular component: nucleus. The transcript has a single exon. The record is from RefSeq and is a predicted model, not a curated record. Bases 1 to 429 code for a protein of 142 amino acids.